AUGGUGUGGGAUUGAGAAAAAAGACGUUCAUCAUGUCAAUGCAAGUUUAGAAGUGUAUAGGAAGGAAUGGAAGAAGAAGGGUUGCACUAUAAUGUCCGAUGGAUGGACCGAUGGAAAGUUUUGCUCUCUUACUAAUUUCCUUUUUAGUAGUCCAAGUGAAACGGUGUUUAUUAAAUCAAUAGAUACCUUCGGUGCAAUUAAAAAUUCUAUGAAAUUAUUUGAGAUGCUUGAUGACGUUGUAAAUGAAAUUGGGGAAGAAAAUGUGGUUCAAGUGGUAACCGAUAGUGCAUUGGCCUAUGUGGUGUCAGUAGAUUAUUGGAAGAGGAGAGGACUAAAUUGUUUUGGUCCCCAUGUGCAGCACAUUGCCUUGACUUAAUGUUAAGUGGCAUAGGUGAGUUGACGGUUUGCAAAGAUACAAUAACUAAAGCCAAGGAAAUUGCUGGGUACAUUUAUAGGCAUGCUUGGGGGCUUGAUUUGUUCAGAAAAUUUACAAAGAAUAGGGAGUUGACAAGACCCGUGGUUACUAGAUUUGCCACCACCUUCCUUACUUUAAAAAGUUUCCAAGAUAGAAAGCUCCAACUUAGAGUUAUGUUUGCAUCAGAAGAGUAGCCUGGAAGAACCUAUUCUACAUCUGUUAAUGCAAAAAAGGCACAAGGAACAAUCUUGGGAGGAGCUAGAUUUUGGAAAGCAAUCAAGUAUUGCUUGAAGUGUUUGCUCCCUUUGGUGAAAAUUUUGAGGCUUGUGGAUGGUGAUGCAAAGUUGACCAUGAGAUUUAUUUAUGAAGCUAUGGAUAGAGCGAAGGAAGAAAUUGCUUCAAACUUCAACCAUGUGAGGGGUAGAUAUAAGCGCAUUUGGGAAAUUAUUGAUACUAGAUGUGAUUUACAACUCCAUGGGCCUUUUCAUGCAGUGACAUAUUACCUUAAUCUCAUGUUUCAUUAUCAAGAGAACUUCACUGUGGAUACGGAGGUGAAAAUUGGUUUAUUUAGAACCACAGAGAGGAUGUAUCCAGAUAUAGAGGAUAGAGUGAAGAGUAUAGAGUGAAGUUGAUGAGCAAUUAGAAAAGUUCAAGAAGAGGGUAUGUUUGGUAUGAGCAUGGCCAUCUUGACAAGGGAAAAGAAGCAACCCGCUCUAUGGUGGGAAAGUUAGAAAAGAGUGCAGAGAGCUUCAAGAGCUAGCUAUUAGAGUGUUAAGCGUUACUUGUAGUGCCACCGGGUGUGAGAGAAAUUGGAGCACUUUUGAUUAUGGGCCCUCCAAGAAAAGAAGCCGAUUGGGGCAACAAACGGUUGAAUGCUUUGGUUUUUGUGAAGUAUAACAUUCAACUUGAGUUGAGGCAAAUUAAGAGACAAGAAAGGAGUGAGACUUAUGAUCCUAUUUAUUUAUCAGAUAUGGUAUCCGAUGAUGAAUGGAUUACCGAGAAAGUAGAUCCAUGUCUACCGGAAGAUCAUUCAUAGAUGGACAUCCAAGAGUGCUUCGAAGAUGAUGGAGCAACAAGUAGCAAAAAGAGAAAAAGAGAAAUUUGUUUAGAUGGUGAGCAAUGGAAUGACGGGUUGUUAGCUACAAUAAGAGAGCGGGUUCACAUGGAGGUUGAAAGAAAAGCAAUGCAGGGGGAUGCCAACAUUCUGCCAGGUCUUCAUUUCCAUGAAAAAAUUACAUAUAAAGUUGGAACUAAGGUGAUCUGUUGUCUGGAAGGAGCACGGAUUGGCAUACAGUAUGAGACGUCUUUCGCUGGGGAACCUUGUGAGCUGUACCACUGUGUGCUAGAGAGCAAAUCAUUUCUUGAAAAGAUGACUGUCCUUGAGCACACAGUUCCUUUCUUUCUGCCAAUACGUGAAGCAGAAAAUGAUCUUCUCUCUUCAAAUGCAAUGAAAUUUAUUGAUCAUGUUGGAGAUCUGUUGCAGGCUUAUGUGGAUAGGAGGGAACAGGUUCGACUUAUUAAGGAGUUGUAUGGGAAUCAAAUCGGGGAGCUUUAUCAUAGUCUCCCCUAUCACAUGAUUGAGUUUGUGUUAGAUGAUUUUGAUUGCAAGGUAACCGUAAGUCUCAGAUAUGCAGAUCUCAUCUCUGUGCUUCCAACUCGAAUUAGUGUCCUAGUAUGGCCCAUGCACCAAUCUAAGAAAUCUGCAACUAGUACAGUUACAGCAACAAUGAGCAAGAAGGGAGAUGGCGUGUCAGGAAGCCACUCCAUUCCAGCACGUCUAUCUUAUGCGGAGGAUGCAUUACGAACUAUGAGUUUACCAGAAGCAUAUGCGGAGAUUGUGUUGAAUCUGCCUCAAGCGCUUCAACAAUUGUUUCCACACAGGAACUCUUCAUAGUGCUCAAUCUCUUUUUGGCCAGCAAAAUGCAGACUGGACUUGUACAAAGAAACAACAAAGAUGGUUCUUGAUUUGUUCUGUUGUUUAAAAGAAUCACUUGAUUAUCUCUUUCCCCGUAGGAGAUGUGAAUCUUUGCCAAACUAGAAUGAAAUCUUUGUUUGUUCAUCACUGUGUAUAAAUUGUGGGAAUAGUGUUAAGUUAAUGAGUGUUCUAUUUAUUAUUUUUUACUGGCU
Molecule: messenger RNA, 2542 nt
Organism: Camellia sinensis
Lineage: Eukaryota; Viridiplantae; Streptophyta; Magnoliopsida; Ericales; Theaceae
Product: centromere protein O
Cellular component (GO): kinetochore; Mis6-Sim4 complex
Source: RefSeq, a predicted model, not a curated record